Clupea harengus (Atlantic herring) is the source of this 7739-nucleotide messenger RNA. It is a transcript of the gene rfx7b, whose product is annotated as regulatory factor X7b. The record is from RefSeq and is a predicted model, not a curated record. Lineage: Eukaryota; Metazoa; Chordata; Actinopteri; Clupeiformes; Clupeidae. Gene Ontology annotation, biological process: regulation of transcription by RNA polymerase II. Gene Ontology annotation, molecular function: DNA-binding transcription factor activity, RNA polymerase II-specific; RNA polymerase II cis-regulatory region sequence-specific DNA binding.
CAGUCCUAAGCGAGCGUCAGAGUGCAAUGCCUGCAGUUUGUUAAAAUGAUAGGAUAGCUAAGGUUAGCUAGAUGCUCAUGGAAAACAUGUUGACAGAUCAAGCUAACGUUAGCGGUACUUCAAUUGGCUGAUUUCCGUUGUGAACGUUGCACACAUGUAGUUGCUGCAGAAUAUAAAUACAAGUAAGACUAGGAAUGUAUCGGAAGACACUAGCUUUUCUUCUUAUUUGCAUUCGAUAGGGAAAUAAUAGCUCGCUAGCCAGCUAGCUGUAGAACUUAGACAACCUGGCGUUAAAAAGGUUAAAGCUAGCUUGCUAGCCAUCAUUAUUUGUGUUGUGAUACAGGUUAACAUUGGCUAGCUUCGUAUAGAUGUAACGCUACUAUGCUGAUCUGUGAGGUUUUUUUAGCCACCGAUUAUAGAUGACAUCGUUCAGUUACUAAUGUGUCUAAAUAAACUGUAUGUUAGCGGUUGUGACACUACGUGCCAGGUCUGCAGGUUGUCGUAAUGCUCUAUUUAAAAGCCCAGGUUGUUUGCUUCAUAGCUUGUGGCUAACUAGCAUUAUAUGAUGCUGGCCUGCAACAGCACCUGACAUAAGCCAUGCAAAUCUGUACAAUCAAAAGUUGACAACAUAUUGGUGAGUACUUUGGCUUAUGUAUUUUCCAUAAUCUACAGACAUGUUUCUAAAUGAGCAGUUUGAGUGGUUGACACAUCAGAAAAGAUAUCUGAGAGUUCUGGGUUUGUGUAAUGAAUCAGCAUCAGAAACAGGUUUAUUGACAAGUAGGUUUCCACAUACAAGGAAUUUGUCUUGGUUGUUUAGUACAAAUAAGUUAAGUAUACAAAGGGGGACAAGACAGACAUUUAUUCCACAGAAGAAACAUGCAUAUAGACAAUACAAAUGUGAAUGUAAGUGUACAUAGAAAUAUGAAUUUAAAAGGAAAAUCGUGGAAAUAUGCAACAGCACAAGGUUGCGUCAGUAUGACACAUUCAGUAACGGUCCGUGGGGGUGAAACAGGAGUUGAUGGGCAUUGUUGAUGGGACUGACUGCCGUUGGCAAGAAACUGGUCUGAUGGCAUGAGGUCUUGGUCCUGAAGGACUGCAACCUCUUGCCAGAGGAGAGUUUUUCCAAAAGUUUCUGUUCAGGGUGGGCGGGGUCAGCCAUAAUCUUCCCUGCUCACUUCCGAGUCCUGGAGUGACGGGAGACUGCAGCCAAUCAGCCUCUCAGCAGAUGAUGAUGAUGAUGAUGAUGAUGAGUAUCAGUGUUGGGUAAACACAUAAGCAAGAUGUUGAGAAGUUUACAGACAUCGAGAAACUCUACCUCUACCUUAAGUUGCCUUCUGGACCCAGCAGUGGCACUGAGAAAAGGAGUGACAGCCAGCGCGGGUCAGGCAGCCCAGCAUCAUGUGACCAGAACUCCAUGUCCUCCAGCCGCACGCAGCAGAUGUACGCCUUCAACUGGAUCCGCAAUCACCUAGAGGAGCAUCCAGAGACCUCACUCCCCAAGCAGGAGGUCUAUGACGAGUACAAGAGCUAUUGUGAUAAUCUGGGUUACCACCCCUUGAGCGCAGCGGAUUUUGGGAAGAUCAUGAAAAACGUUUUUCCCAACAUGAAGGCUCGCCGGCUCGGCAUGAGAGGCAAAUCCAAGUACUGCUACAGUGGCUUAAGGAAGAAGGCCUUUGUGCACAUGCCAUCCCUGCCCAACCUGGACUUACACAAGGCUGGCGAUGGGUGUGAGCUGCUGGAGCCUGCGGGCCAGUCUCCGAGUGCAGAGGAGGAGAUGCGGACAGCGGCGUGUGGCCUGGUGUGUGAGUGGGCCCAGAAGGUUCUGAGUCGGCAGUUUGACCACGUGGAGGAGCUGGCCCGAUUCCUCCUCAACAGCCACUACAUCGGAACAAAGUCUAUGGCCGCACUCACCGUCAUGACCGGAACCCCUACAGGAGUGAAGACGCCCACCCCGGCCUCUGCCUUCGUGCCCACGGGCGACGCCAACCCGUUCCAGCCGCAGAUGAAGACGCUGGCCUCGCCGUCGCCCUCUAUAGACGCCAAGCAGCAACUGCAGCGGAAGAUCCAGAAGAAGCAGCAGGAGCAGAAGCUGCACUCCCCCGUGCCCGUCGACCCCAGGAGGGCCGAGGCAGGGACCCCGGGGCCCCACGCCACCCUGACAUCCAGCAGCCCCGCCCUGCUCUCGCCACAACCAACCAUCGGCAUCAUGGUGGCAGCCGUGCCCAGCCCAAUCACAGUUCAAAGGAAUCGUCAGCCGAUGACAUCACCCAGCCCUGUGGGCGCAGCCGAGGGAAAGAUGGUGCCGGUCAACUUCCAGGUGGUGACGCAGUCGGUCAAGCAGUGCCCCAAAACCCCGCAGAACAUUACGGCAAGCCCUGUGGGCGACCGCCUGGCCCGCCACCGCUACGCCCAGAUCCUGCCCAAGCCGUCGGCCACCAGCGCCAUCACGCUGCGCUCGCCCCCCACCCUGCUGAUCACCAACAGCCCAAUCAAGACCGUCAUGCCCACCUCCCACGUCAGCUCCGUCAACGUGGUGAAGAUGACCACCAUCUCCCUGGCGCCCAACACCGGCGGAACCACCACCCCCACCCACACCCACACCCUGACCCCCGCCCCGCUGCGCCCCGCCUCGGCCCCGCAGGACGAGCAGAACCCGGCCCAUAACGGCCCGGCGCCCAGCCCGCUCCAGUUCCUGGGUGCCGUGAGGGGGGUGCCAUCCUCCUGCGCUCCCACGCCUGGCACCUCCUCCGGGGAGGUGAAGGUGGGAGUGGAGCUUGGUGGUGGUGAGGAGAAGUCGCGCGUCGGCGCGGACGCCAUGGCGGGCCUGAGGAGCGAGAGAGCCACCAAGCACCGGGCCUCCAGUGAGCCCUCGCUGCACGGCAAGGGCCCCCCUGGCCCCGACCGCGUCACAGACCGCGUCACCAGGGCCAAGAGCGACUCCUGCACCCCCCCCAUUGCCCCCGGCGGGGCGGGUGCUACCGGCAGCAGCAAUAACAGCGUGAGGGAGGCGCAGGAGGGGACGCUCUACCUGACCGUGUCCAAUCAGAGCGCCUCCUCCUCCUCCUCCUCCUCCUCCUCCUCCUCCGUCUCCGCCUCGCUGAAGGAGUCCAGGAGCCCGCGGAAGCGAUCCUCGUCCGUGCUGGAGACGCACAUCAUCCCCGUCAAACGGGUCUUCAUCUCUCAGCAGCCCCUGGACAUCUCCGACAAUCUCAGACUCAGUUCCGUCGCCGCCGCGGGGAAGAGGCCCCAGAGGCCCGCUGGCACGCUGGCGCGGCCCGAGAGCGCCCCCUGUAAGGUCACGCUGAAGAGCGGCGCCUCUGCCGUCACUAUGCAGAUCCUGGCCCUCUCCGACACGCCCAUGGGCAGCGUCCCUGCCACGUCCGUCUCCGUCAGCCAAUCACGGAGUCUGCUGCAGGACGAGCGUGAAGAUGACCCCGCCCCCGUCCGCAUCGCAGACGCCCCCCCAUCUACCAGCGCCGCCUCGGAGCCGUCCCUCCUGCAGGGCGUCACGACGCACCCCCAGAUCCGGGACCCCCCCCUGGCGGCGGACACCAAGGCCAGCCUAUGGGAGGGUCAGCCGGCGUCGCUGUGCGCGGAUCAGAAGCUCCUGUCGUCACAGCUUCCCCUGCUGACCCAGGCGGCCCACGCGGCCCACGCGGCCCACGCGGGCGGCCAGCUGGCCCUGCAGCAGGAGAUGGUGGACUUCAGCGGAGGGGGGGCCGCCAGCAUGGACUACUUCCCGUUCACGGACGACGACAUGACGCAGGACAGCAUCGUGGAGGAGCUGGUGCAGAUGGAGGAGCAGAUGAAGGAGCAGAUGAAGCUGAGCAGUGGCCUGCAGGGGGCGUACCUGAGCUGUGUGGACCUGGCCCUGCAGGGCGCGGCAGCCGUGGCCCCCUCCAACAUCCUGUCCCCCCACCAGUCCACCUCCUCCACCUUCUACCACUCUGCACACAGCAGCAUCACCCCUGUGCACACCCCCACCCCCACCCCUACCCCCACCCCCACACCAACACCCACCCCCACCUCCGAGAUGCUCCCGGGGGCCCACGGCUUCACCAGGGAGAGUCCCUGCUCACGCCUGGCCCCCAUCACCCCGGACGGCCUCAUGGGGGGCGGGCGCCACACCCCCAUCAGCACCCCCCUCUCCAACUGCAGCAGCGUGCCCCCGAGCCCGGUGGAGUGCCGCAACCCCUUCGCCUUCACGCCCAUCAACUCCAGCACCACCGGUUACCACGACGGCAGCGUGGUGUCCAGCAGCCCCGUGAAGCCCAUGCAGCGGCCCAUGGCCACGCACCCGGACAAGGCCAAGAUGGAGUGGAUCACCAGUCGCUAUAGCAACACCGCCGUCAGCAGCACCUCGCCCUCGGCCUCCAUCCUGCCCAGCUACCAGGACCUGGUGGACGACCACUUCCGCAAGCCGCACGCCUUCGCCAUCCCCGGCCAGGGCUUCCAGGUGCAGACGCGGCUGCAGGAUGGGCACAUGGGGCGCCUGGCAACCAUCUCCCCCGUGCCACAGCAGCAGGGUGGCACAGCUGCGGCGGGUCAGGGCAAGCAAGAGAGCUUCGCUGUGCCCGCCCCACUCGACAGCAAGCCUGGCGGGGGCCCGGGUGGGGGCAGCACCUUCCGUUGCCGUAGCGUCAGUCCCGCGGUGCGGCAGAGGAACCACAGCGGGACCACUGGCCCCCCCAGCGCCCCCCCUAGGACCCUGCUGUCGUCGCCCUUCAACUCCCCCUUGACCGCUGAAGUUCUCAGCAUCCUGUCCGGCAGCCAUUCGGCGGAGAGCGCCAGUAGCAUGGCGCAGCGCAGCCAGUCGGUGCCGCUCAACGUGAUGAUGGCGUCCGAGAUGCUGCCCAUCUGCGCCGCGCCGGGCCAGCCGAGCAACGCCGCCAAGAUCACCAACGUGCUCCUCAGCAAGAUGGAGGCGGACGGGGACGACUCCGUCCGAGGCCUCGGCGUCAACAACCUGCCCUCCAACUACACGGCACGCCUCAACCUCACGCAAAUGCUGGAGACCAGCGCCGCCUUCCCCGCCGGAGCCGUCGCCAUGGCAACCCAACCGCUGCCCGGCGUCUCCAGCCCUGUGGCCUACGACUUCCAGAAGCCCACGUACCUCACGAGCAGCAGCAGGGCGGAGCAGACCGCCUUCUCGGCCGCCGCAGACGGACAAGCACAAGCACAAGCGCGCUCCUCUGAGCAGAUGCUGGAACAGCAGCCGCUGCUGCAGGAACAACAGCUGCAGCUACAGGAACAACAGCUGCAACUGCAGGAACAGCAGCUGCAGAUGCAGGAACAACAGCUGCAGAUGCAUGAACAACAGCUGCAGAUGCAGGAGCAAAAUUUGCUGCAGGAGCAGCAGUUACAGAUACAAGAGCAGAGCUUAUUGCAGGAGCAGCAGCUGCAGCUGCAGGACCAGACUUUGCUGCAGGAACAGCAGCUCCAGAUGCAGGAGCAGUCCUUGCAGCUGCAGAGUGAGGGGGAGGUGACGCAACAGCCCAUGCUGCAGGAGGAGGUGCAGCAUGAGGAGCACUUGGACUUCAACAGCACGGUGAAGGACCUCCUGGGGGAGGAGGGGCUCAACCCCAGCUCCCAGCUGGUGGGCCAGGUGGCGUCGGAGCUCAACGCGGUCGCUUCCGACUUCUCCAGCGAGCUCCGGCUGCCGGCCGACCUGUCCAGCAGCAUCAGCGACCUGAACACUCUGGACGCGAACCUGCUGUUCGACCCCGGGCAGCCGCAGGACCAGUACGAGGAGGACGCCACGCUGGAGGAGCUGAAGAACGACCCGCUCUUUCAGCAGAUCUGCAGCGACUCGGUCAGCGCCGCCGGCUUCGACUGGCUCGAGAACAAGGACCAGCCGACCGUGGAGAUGCUCGGCUAAACGCCGUUUUUUUUUACUUUGAGUGUUAUUUAUCAUUCUGUUUGUUGGUUUGUUUGUUUUCUUCUGUGAAGUAUCUGUUUUUGUAUUUUUAAACGUGUCUCACUACAGCAAGAUCCUGGACACUUGCUCUUGUCCAGUGUAAGUGCCAGUCAGAGCUGAAGUGGUCUCUUGUCACAGGCUUGUGUUGCCGUCUGUGGCGUUGGGUUUCUAUCCAGUCUGUCCCCAUCUUUCUCUCUAUCUCUCUUUCUCUCUCUCUCUUUCUUUCUUUCUUUCUUUCUUUCUUUCAUUCUUUCUUUCUUUCUUAUCACUGAACAUUUCUGAACUGCUCAUAGCAGAUAACAUAUGUGAUCUUUUAAAAAAAAUGUAACCUUAAGGUUAAGGCCACUGCUCAGAAUAUUCUAGAUAACUGCAGUCUGCGCUUAGUCCCAUGAGCCUCAGCUACGGGACCCAGGACUGGCAGGUGCAGCGCUCUCUCCUCUCGUCCGUCUGAAGCGACACAUCAUUGGCUCUACUACUGUCUGUUGAAAAGAAAGACGUCACUGAAAAAUCAAUGCCUUUAGAACCCUUAAAAAAAUAUAUAUGUAAAAAAAAAAAAAAACAAGAGCACGAGGGUGUGCAGCCUUUGAGGGAAGAGAAGGAGGGGCGCAGGUGAGGUUUUGGGCUGCAGGUGAGGUGGGCCCCAGGUGUAUCUUGGAACUAAAUAGGUGCUACUAGGUGCUGGUAUAAUGAUACAUGAGUAAUUCACAGACCCAUAAACAUUAACCAUAAAUAGAUACCUUUUUGAAUGGCCAUAAUAGAUGGACUGUUGACUAUAAAUAGUGAAGAAAAGUAGUUUUUUUGCUAUGGAUUCUGUUUUGUGAUAUAAUGUGAAACUCUUCUGUAAGGGAAUGGUGCUUGGCUGGGCUGCCUUAUCUCUAAUGUCCAUGGCCUUACUUCACCCGUGGGAAGGCCGUGGGGUCUGAUGUCCACGCCCUUACUCCGCCCGUGGGGAGGCUGUGGGGUGACACUCUCUGGUCCUCCUGGUGUGAUGUAGUCCCAUGCUUAACUCCAUUGUCAGUGUGCAUGCCUACAGACACCGGUUCUGCUGUUAGUGCUAGCUCUGUUGACCUGUGAACUAUUUAGAACCCUAUUCUACUGAGGAGGCCUGUUAGAACCCUAUUCUACUGAGGAGGCCUGUCUGAAGCACACGAGCGCUCGGAUUGGUCAGAUCGUUCUUAGCGACGAUGUGAAAUAUCAGUGCUGUCAUGAUGAAUUCUGAACUUUAUUAAUUAAGAUCUGGAAUAUCAGUGCUGUCAUGAUGAAUUCUGAACUAUAUUAAUUAGGAUAUGAAAUAUCAGUGCCGUCAUGAUGAAUUCUGAACUUUAUUAAUUAGGAUCUGAAAUAUCAGUGCUGUCAUGAUGAAUUCUGAACUUUAUUAAUUAGGAUCUGAAAUAUCAGUGCUGUCAUGAUGAAUUCUGAACUUUAUUAAUUAAGAUCUGGAAUAUCAGUGCUGUGAUGAUGGAUUCUGAACUUUAUGAAGUAAGCUGAAAUCUGAAUGGUAUGGUGAUGCUACAUCAUUAGUUGGCUGGUUUGAAGGCUCCAUAGCUGGUUCUGUACACACACACACGCACAGAUGUGAUGUGGUCAGAGUCGCAGCCUCACACCCAUACCAAAGACAAAGCUGCUGAAGAACAAGUUGAGAUUGGAGUUCACAUUAACUAACUAUCUCAUCCAUGACAGACUGGCUCUGGUGGUUGGAGGGUGGAGAUGACACCAGUCCUCUCCGCUGAGAGUCAGGCCGGGCGAGAGGCACUGAAGUCUCUGUACAGAGUGUAAAGGCAGUCACACAUGCAGCUAUGGACCGGAGAUCAUGUUAGGGAGG